This is a messenger RNA of Bradysia coprophila, 7497 nucleotides long. It is a transcript of the gene garz, whose product is annotated as Sec7 domain-containing protein garz. NCBI's taxonomy places the organism in Eukaryota, Metazoa, Arthropoda, Insecta, Diptera, Sciaridae. Gene Ontology annotation, biological process: regulation of ARF protein signal transduction. Gene Ontology annotation, molecular function: guanyl-nucleotide exchange factor activity. The record is from RefSeq and is a predicted model, not a curated record.
UCUAAAUGUCACGUCACUAAUAAAAACAAGGCUAAUCUGACGAUGGUAGUUUUUAUUUUAUCAAAAUCUAUAAAUGUUGCAAUGGCGUGAAACACAAUUCGCAACAAAAGUUACAUCAAAGUGAAUACGAGUUUUGUUGGUAAAUUGUAGAAUCCUGAAAAUAGAAAUGGCACCGUUAGGCAAUGGGAUUUUUGUGGUUCGCGUCGAGAUGUCGACCAUGAUGACAACCAUGAAAAGGAGUACACGAUGGAACAAUAAUGCUUCUUCUUAUCAGGAAGAAGAUCACGAUGAACUGAUGAAGAAAUUCAUCGAACUGAAGACCCUGCUUAACCACAUCGAAGAUUUGAGGCUCACACAACCAAUGGUAUUUUUGGGCCCAUUCCUCGAUGUCAUUCGAUCCGAAGAAACAACCGGUCCAAUUACUAGUCUCGCAUUGGCUGCAGUGAACAAAUUUCUGUCGUAUGGACUCAUCGAUCCAACACAUCCGAAUCUGUCGAUAACCGUCGAUAAAAUUGCUGAUGCUGUGACGCAUGCGAGAUUCGUGGGCACCGACCAGGCAUCGGAUGGUGUUGUUUUGUUGAGAAUCAUUUAUUUAUUGCGAACGUUAAUGCUGAAUCCGGAAGGUAGUGCGCUGACGAACGAAAGUGUUUGUGAAAUUAUGCUCAGUUGCUUUCGCAUCUGUUUCGAACCCCGGCUGAACGAACUGCUGCGGAAAAAUGCCGAACAGACGUUGAAAGAAAUUGUCCAAUUGUUGUUCAUGCGUCUGCCCCAAUUUUCGGAAGAACGAUCGGCCGCAUCGCUUAAGAAAAUGAUUGCCAGCGGUUCCAUCGAUCAAACGACAAAAAAACGGAAAGCCAAACCGAAAAUAUCCACCGGGAGUCUGAAACCAAAUGACCGAAAAAAUUCGAUAAAAACGGAUGCGAUCGAUAAGAAUACCGAAGAACCAACGUCACCAGCACCGAAUCAAUUAGUCGCCUCAUUAAAGCCACCAAUACUGGCCACAACUCCAGCGACACCAGGCAUAAAUAACAAUAUCGUGGACAUGCAGGGAAGCAUACUACAGACACCUACAUCUUCUCUGCAUGGCGAAGUGACUAGUCCGACGAUAUCGGAUAUAGCUGGCGAUGAACAGCCGAAUGUUGAUGUAACAUCCGAUACCGAUGGAGUCGAGAAAGUUAAGCCAAUUCAACAUCAAGAUAGUGUCGACAACGAUGCGGAUAUCGAAGAUUAUGUUGAGAAAGAAGAUGAUGCUGCUAAAGAGACAAAGGGCGAAGAUUUCGUCAACUCUAUGGGAGUUAGAUUCACACCACAAUCGGAAAACGAUGCUCCGUCGACACUGACCCCAUACGGUUUGCCAUGUAUCAGAGAGCUACUGCGCUUCUUAAUCUCAUUGUGCAAUCCAGCGGAUAAGCAGAACACCGAUGCUAUGAUUCACAUGGGACUUAGCUUGUUGACUGUAGCGCUAGAAGUAGGAGCCGACAGUAUUGGUAAUUAUGAUACCUUGCUGAAUUUGGUACAGGACGACAUGUGCAAAAAUCUAUUUGCGCUCUUGAAUUCCGAACGUCUGACGAUAUUCGCUGCUGAUCUGCAAGUAUGUUUUCUGCUAUUCGAAUCGCAACGAUCAAAUCUGAAAUUCCACCUGGAAUACUAUCUGUCGAAACUAUCCGAAAUCAUUGCCAGCGAAAAUCCCCGCACGCCAUACGAGAUGCGUGAACUAGCCUUGGACAAUCUAUUACAAUGUUGGCGCAUUCCGGGCUUUGCCACUGAACUGUACAUCAAUUACGACUGUAAUUUGUACUGCACGAAUCUGCUGGAAGAUUUGGUGAAGCUGCUGUCGAAGAAUGCACUGUCGGCCACGCAGAAUAUUUACAGCAUUCAUCGAUUGUCGCUGGAAGGACUUCUGUCGAUAAUCGAAAGCAUUGAACAAAAUUGUGUUGCCGCUAAAGUCGGUAAGGCUAUUGAAGUGGGACGACAUUCUAGGAACAACUCCUCGACGGAGAAAAUUGUCAUUGACAUACCUAGUGGCGGUGAGAGUUCCGGCGUUGAUGUGGAGAACAUUAACAAUAUCAUCAACACGAGCACGCAUCUGAAGAGUAAAAAUGCCCAGUUCAUCUUCUGGACGCCGGAACAAUUAGUCGACUUGAAGAAUAAGAAAAGGAUAUUGAUGCAAGGCACUGAACUGUUCAAUCAACGAUCCGACAAAGGCAUACAGUUCCUGCAAGAAAAUGGAUUGUUAAAUCCCAAAUUGGACGCAGUGGAAGUGGUGAAAUUUCUGCGGGAAAAUUCCGGUCUCGAUAAGGCAAUGAUCGGCGAUUACAUCAGCAAGAAGAAGAACAUGGAAACGAAAAUUCUCGAAACGUUCGUCAAAUCGUUUGACUUCGCCAAUACCGACAUCGAUUUUGCCUUGCGACAAUAUUUGGAAACGUUCCGGUUGCCCGGUGAGGCUCCGCUAAUUUUCUUGGUACUGGAACAUUUUGCUGAACACUGGCACACGUGCAACAAUGAACCAUUCGCCAAUACUGAUUCGGCAUUCCGUUUAGCCUAUGCCAUCAUCAUGUUGAACAUGGAUCAGCAUAACUACAAUGCCAAGCGCUUAAAUAUCCCCAUGACUGUUGAAGAUUUUAUGAAAAAUUUGCGCGGCCUCAACGGAAACGGUGAUUUCGACCAGGAACUGCUGAGCAACAUUUACAAUCGUAUACGAAACGAGGAGAUUAUAAUGCCAGACGAGCAAGCCGGUACGGUGCGUGCGAACUAUCUGUGGAAAGUGUUGUUGCGUCGAGGAAAGACCAAAGACGGCAUCUUCAAUCACGUCUACGGUGCCAAGUACGAUCGUGAACUGUACAGAUUGUGCUGGGGACCGACCCUUUCCGCAUUGAGUUUUAUGUUUGACAAAUCAACGGAUGCCACAUAUCAAAAGGCCCUGCUGGGCCUGUCGAAGGGUGCAACAAUUUCGUCACAUUUCAAUUUGUACGAAGACUUCGAUGCGCUGAUAUUAACUCUGUGCAAAUUCACCACUUUGCUGAAUGUGUCUCCCGAUGUGCAUGAGAUAACGGCCAGUGUUGGGUUCGGAUUAAACGUAAAGGCCCAGUUAGCCAUGAAAACUGUCUUCGGACUGAUACAUGAUCACGGCGACUGUGUGAGAGAAAGCUGGAAAAGUAUUUUGGAUGUGAUCGUGCAACUGUUCAAACUGAGACUGUUGUCCAAGAGUUUGAUCGAAGUGGAGGACUUUUGCGAACCGAACGGUAAAGUUACAUUGAUUCUGGAGAAACCGGUUCCGAAAACCGAGGCUGGUCUGUUCAGCAGUUUGUACUCGUACCUUAGUUCGGAGGGUCAACGACAGCCGACAUACGAGGAACAGGAAAUCAUAAAAGUCGCUAAGCGAUGCAUACGUGAAUGCCAGAUCGACCAAAUAAUAGCCGAAUCCAAAUUCCUUCAAUUCGAAUCGCUGGUGGAAUUUAUCAAAUGUUUGCUGAACGUGCUGAAGCCACCGAAAAGUCACAAAUUCGUUGAGGUGCCGUAUGCGGAAGACAUAACCGUGUUUCUGAUGGAGUUUCUAGUCAAAAUUUUAAUUCAAAAUCGUGAUCGGCUGCUGGAAGUGUGGCCGAUAUGUCGGGAGCAAAUAUAUUUAUUGCUGAUUGGCAGCUCCAGUUGUGGUUAUCAGUAUUUAAUGGUUCGCACAACUGUGGCCCUGCUUAAAUUAGCCAUUUAUUUGAUGCGUAACGAAGAACUGUGCACGGUGGUUCUGCAAAGUUUGAAAAUGUUUUUGAUGCUGAAGCCAGCGAUUAUUUUAAGCGUUUCCAAGCAAAUUUCGAUUGGGAUGUACGAGUUGCUAAAGACGAGUGCUCAGAAUAUCCAUACCGAAGUUGAUUGGGAUAUCGUCUUCACCAUACUGGAAUGUGUUGGUGCAGGAGCUACUCCACCGGAAUUCGAAGAUGUCAUAACACCGAAUUUUGGAACCAAAUCCGACGGAGCAUUGAGCAGUGAAGAGGAUUCCGGUGUUCCCGAUCGCGGCUACACAUCCGAUUCGGAAGUGAAUAUGAAAAGCGAACAUACAUCGAACACACCGCUGAUCAGCCCGACCACAGAGAACUGGAUCAUUGUGAACAAAGAUUCCGACGUAACAACCGUCUCAUGUCCCACCACACCGAUCAAUACAUCGCUGAGCUAUCCAUGCAAAUUGCUGACACAUUCGUCAUUCGCUCUGGUCAAAUGCUGGGACAGUUUGGCAUUCAUUGUUCGGAAUGUGGCGCACAUAACGCCGUACAAUUUUGAAAGUUGUGUGAAAUGCAUCCGAACGUUUGUGGAAGCGUCGCUGAACGGCGGUAAAUACGGCCAGCAAUCGAAAGCCGAAUCACGGCGUAAGGGUGGACGCAAGGAUGGUGGUGUUAAGAAUAAACGAAAGGACGACAAUCAUAGCAGUGAAAGUGAAGACGAAGAUCUGCUGCAGAGGUACGAGACCAUUGCCAUACAAUUGUUGGAUUUGAUGCAUACGCUGCAUACGAGAACUGCGCAAAUAUUCCGAUGGUGGGCAGAAGAGGGUGGUACAUUGCCACAGUGUUCGACGUUGUGGGCUCAUGGAUGGUGUCCGUUGUUACAGGGAAUCGCCAGAUUGGCCAAUGACAAAAGGAGACAGGUGCGAACAAGUGCUGUGACAUGUCUACAACGUGCUUUGUUGGUUCACGAUUUGAAAACGUUAACUGGACCAGAAUGGGCAUCAUGUUUCAAACAGGUUCUAUUUCCACUAUUGUACGACUUGCUGGCCGAAACAAUACAAACUAUCGAACCGGGUCUGUUAGAAGAAUCGAGAAUGAGGACCGCCACAAUCAUGUCCAAGGUCUUCCUACAUCAUCUAACGCCACUGAUUGGCAUUUCCACGUUUAGUGAACUGUGGCUUGAGGUCAUCGACUAUUUGGAAAAGUUCAUGAAGGUCGGUUCGGAUAUGUUGUACGAGGCGAUGUUGGAGAGCUUAAAGAACAUGUUAUUGGUCAUGCAUUCGGUCGGAGUAUUUCAUCAAGGCGAUGGUGUAACACAUUCACCCCUAUGGAAUAGGACCUGGAGUCGAAUAGGGGAUUUUCUGCCGCAUCUGAAAGACGAACUGUUCUCAUCAGAAGUUCAACAUACAGCGGUUCAACAUGCAAUGAAUGUCAAUGCUGCAGCACCAACACCAGUCCUAUCAACUCCGUCUGAUUUACAACAGCUACCUUUAGACUAUCAAUCUCCAGUCAACAUUAUUCCAGUAAUCGCGGCCGCACUUCCACCAUCAGAGAUCAUCCCUAAUGUCAAUUCAUAUGGCAAUGCAGUUCAUCAACAGUCCGCUGCUGACGAUAUUCAACCAGCUGUUCUAUUGAAUCAAGAUCAGGCUAUCAUUCAACCGGCGGUUCCAAUUGUUCUACCACAUAAUCCCAUAGAGUUUCCGCAACCAAUUGCGCCUUCAAUUCCUCCCUCAGAUGAAUCACCAAGUCCACAAUCGAAUCCAUCAUCAACCACUGUUCCAGUUGCUGCGAUCGCAAUGAGCCUACACCAACAAAAUCAAUUCCCCAGCCACACAAACGUCCCCGUCAACAUAGUCCGCAGCUAUACACCGAUCUUCGUCCAGCCACAAAACCAACAACCGGCCGAAACGGACAUUUACAAUGACUACGUCAACAAUCCGUACAAUUUAACACUGAAAGCGAACGAUGAACAGUUAACGUAUGUGCCCGUUGCGGGUGAACACAAUUCGCCAACGGUUCAGAAACUCGGCGCAGUCAAUGUCUUUCAGUCGGCCAAUUAUUUUGGAAGUGACACGGCCGACAUUCCACCCGGUUCGGAAAUGUUGUUCGGUAAACCAUAGAAAUAAAAUGUUUUCAUUCGCCGGUCAUUCAUGCAUUUAACGUUCAUUUUUUAUGUAAUGCGCGCACGUCAUUCCUCAUUUUGUAACGGCGGUUAAGUCGUUAAUUUAGACGAACCAAGAUGGGUCGAUCCUAGACUUGGUUUGGAGUGUCCCGAACCGUAUAUGAUUCGGUCUUGUUGACAAAUACUGAGAGCUCUAUUGAUGUUUAGCAAUCUUCACAUAGCAUUUACGUUCGGUUUUCGUGUGCGCUACUUUACAGCGCAAACAGCCUUAUACUAAAGAACUGACAAUUAACUACUUAACAGUCUCUACUCAAGUUUCUCUACUUUAUUACCGGUCUUCUGUCAUUCCGAUGAAUCUAUUUCGAGAAAUUGAAUUGAAGUGUUCUCAUCAAAUUAUAGAAACAAUGGCGUGAGUCUUGACCCUUCAAUUCACCGAUUUGAGGAAAUUUUAAUCGUGCGACAAAUCAUUACGCCUGCCACAUCAACUCUAGUUUAAAUUUAAUAACAAACUGCAAAGCCAUUGUGUGUGUGUGUAGUGCCACUGAUACAAGUUUAUUGAAGUUUUAACCAAAGGAGUAACAAACGUCUGUUCUACGAAGUUUAACAGAGAGAAAGCGGAACAGACAUUUGCGGCGAAGAAUAAAACACAAUAUUCAUAUCAAAGAAUCGGUGUACGUAGUGUCCGUCUAGAAUAACAAAUUAUUAAAUUUCAAACAAUUAAGAUCGAAAGAAAGAUUCGUGUAAACAAAAACCACGAAACCUCGGCACCGCGAAAAACUGCUGGGUGUAGUUAAACAGGAAAACUGUAAGUGGUAAUCAAUUAAAUUAGAAAAAAAUGAGAAAAAUGUAAAACAAAAGUGAAAUUAAAUGUGAUUUUUGUCGUGGAUUAUAAAUAAAUAAAUAAAUUGCAAGAGUUUUACAAUCAAGCAUUUUUGGCGAUUUGUUUAGAUUUUCGAUUUACAGUCGCGAACAUCUAAAAGUGCCGACAUUUUAUCAAUCUCUUAUUUGCUCAGUCCACUUCGUUUCACACCUUUUCACACCGUUUCAUCUUAUGGCUAACAUAUGUGGAAUUUGUGGAACAUAGAGGACAUAGUGGAAUACAAAUAAGAUAUUGACAACACGGCGGCACUUUUAGGUGUUCGUGGCUGUAAAGAAAAUUUUUUAUUUUUACAGUCCAUGUCAGCCGAAUUUGUGUCAAAGUUUGCUUCAGCUCUGCCCUACGAGCUCAAUCACUCUGUGAUUUUGCGUGCUUAUGCUUAUACAGUUUUACCACUACCACGUAUGUUCGUUAAACCCAUAUAAGGAGCGUGUUUCAACGCCUAUUCCAUUCCCAAAAUAUUCCUAAAUUCGGAUCUCUCUGAAAUACCAUCCAAAAACUACUAAAAAGGCCAUAAAAACAAUGGAGGCACUUCGUUCUACUAUUAUUUUAGAUAGACAUCAAAUUCGACAGAAACUUUCAGAACCAGCUGAAACAAAAUUGGACACAAAUUUGGUUGACAUAAACUGUAUUUUGUUUAUAGAAUUCAAUUUAAUGAAGCAAGGUUGACUUCAAUAUUUAAAAAAGAUAAAAACAAACGAUAGAACAUGAAUUAUAUAUUAUAUGAUGCUAGGUUUCGGUAUUAAUAAAUUUGCUGUUGAAAUAAAUGAGUAAGAAACAAAGUA